This is a messenger RNA of Octodon degus (degu), 940 nucleotides long. RefSeq lists its product as uncharacterized. The record is from RefSeq and is a predicted model, not a curated record. Lineage: Eukaryota; Metazoa; Chordata; Mammalia; Rodentia; Octodontidae. The transcript has 2 exons. Bases 24 to 926 code for a protein of 300 amino acids.
CCUGAAAGACCCGGGACAAGCUGAUGAACUGGAGAGACUGCUCCGAAAGCAUGUGGACUGCGUGUGGCCACGUCCUCCGGAGCCUCAGCCUGCCCCAGGACUCAGCGCCGGCUUCGCUUCAAAUCCACGUGUGGGCCGUGUCCCUGGAUAACCGAAGCCCAGGAGAUGCACCCUCCGGCCACCUCUCAGCCAGCCAGAGCCCACCCCAGCCAGUGUGCGCUGCCCUGGGGUGGGGCGGCCCGGGGUGGUCUGUGCCAGCCUGGAGCUUCUGCGCGCCCGGCCGGGGAAUACUGUCAGUCAGUGCUGGGCAGCGCCGCCCCACACCAGGAUGCGCUCACGGCCACCCUCAACGGAAGACGGUUCUCCCAGGGGCUCCUGAUGGCCCUAUAGGCAGGGAGGGCACCUGCAGCCUGGGCCUCUGUGGGCCACGAAGCCCUGGCCACCCUGGCCUGUGCCUACUUGUGUGGCUGCCGUAUGGAGGCCAAGUCCAGCCCAAUUUUCACCUGAGAGCAGCCACAGCCCAGCACCCCGCAGCCCUCCUGACGCCCCCAGGCCUCUCCGAGGAGCAGUGUCAGGGAGACGUGCUCCUACCCUGGGGCCAUCCUGCCCUUCCUGUCCACAAUCACAGGCCUCCAGCUUCACCUACCACAGUGGUGAGGGAGGCCCCUGAACCCAGCCUCACGGCUCUCACGAAGACAAGCGCAGCUGUAGGUCACCUCGAGGGAGGCCACAUCUGGCCAACUAGUGCAGGGCCCAGGGCCACUCCUUCCUUCCUCCAGUGGGAGGGGACAUGGACACACUCAUCGAUGGCUUUGGUGGGGAGCAUUGGACCUCUGCUAAGCAGGAGUCACAGGUCAGGAGAGCUUCCCGGGGUGGUCUGUGCCAGUCAGUACCCAGGCGGGCUGGACAAUGAGUGCUGUGCUUAGUAGGCCCAUGCUCU